Colossoma macropomum (tambaqui) is the source of this 1603-nucleotide messenger RNA. It is a transcript of the gene syt19, whose product is annotated as synaptotagmin XIX. Gene Ontology annotation, biological process: vesicle fusion; calcium-ion regulated exocytosis; cellular response to calcium ion. The record is from RefSeq and is a predicted model, not a curated record. The coding region runs from base 136 to 1326 and encodes 396 amino acids. Lineage: Eukaryota; Metazoa; Chordata; Actinopteri; Characiformes; Serrasalmidae. Gene Ontology annotation, cellular component: axon; synapse. The transcript has 8 exons. Gene Ontology annotation, molecular function: calcium-dependent phospholipid binding; phosphatidylserine binding; calcium ion binding.
CUGCUAAUAUACACUGAUGUCUCCGGUAAGCCUACUUGAAGAUGGAUGCAGGCUGAAGCUACGUGGGUCUUAGGCCAACGAUGACCAGAAUAAAGUCCAAAUUCUUAUAAAGAGAGCUGUACAUGGCAGGGGGAUAUGUCUUUUCCAGUGACUUUGGAAAACUCCUUCUGGGAGAUCCACAUACCGCUCUCGCAGGAAGUGAAGUACAGUAUUUUAGGGAUUUCUGUCACACUCCUCUUUGUGGCCCUGUGCAUUCUGAUAUGGCAAAUUUACCGAUACUGCACACAGCAACCUGCUCCCAAACAAGACGUUAAUGGUUUACUAUCAAAUGAACAGUCUACACAGAAUGAGAACCUUCAAAAUAAUUCCCCAACGCCAGACUACAAGCUGGAGUCCCGUCAGGAUGAGGCUGAGCGGCUGAGUCGCUGUCUGUCCCGCAGCUCCGACCUGGCCAGCAGCAUGGACAGUCUGGGGGAGCCGGACGAGGAGCGCGUUCAGGGGACUCUGCGCUUCUCGCUUUUCUAUGACCAGCUCCAGUCUCGGCUGGUGGUGACGGUGCUGGAGGCGCGGGGCUUGGCGGCGCGAGACUUCAGCCGGAGCGCUGACCCUUUUGUCCGUCUUCGGCUUCUGUGGGCCGCCAGAGAGGGGGACGAGCAGCGGCUGAGCUGUGUGCUGCAGGAGUGGCAGACGCGCCUGGUGAAGGACAGCUGCAAUCCCGUGUUUGGAGAUCAGUUCUCCUGCACACUGGCCGAGGAGGACGUGUCCAGGGUCACCGUCCGCAUGGAGGUCAGAGAUUUUGAUAAAUACGCCAGACAUGGCAUUCUGGGGGAGGUCCGAGCCCCUCUUAACAAUCUAAAUAUCAUAUAUCCUUUGGAAAUACUGGAGGACUUACAACGACCAAAGAAAGAUGUUGUUGGAGAGGUCCUUCUCUCUCUGAAAUACAUGCCCACGUCUCAGAGGCUGGAAGUGGGAAUCCUGAAGAUCAGGACAGUUUUCCGCUCCAGCAAGACAGAGAGAGCACUAUAUGCCAGAACCAGUGUCCUCUGCAAUCAGUGUAAAAUCCGACAUCAGCGGACCACAGAGAAGGUCCGCUGGGAUGUGACGGUCUUCAAUGAAGUCCUGAUCUUUGUGCUGCCGGACACCCAAAUCAGGGAGUGCUCUAUCACAGUUUCCGUCUAUGAAAUGCGUCCUGGGAAGAAGUCCUCCAAGCACCUGAUCGGUCAAGUCAUUUUAGGGAAGGAGAAGACCAUAGAGGAUGAACACUGGAAGCUCAUGAUGCGCUCUCUUCGACAGCCAGUGGCCAAAUGGCAUUUACUCUAUUUAUGAACAGCUAACCCAGGCUGGAGGCCUUAAACUGGGGGGAUGGGUCUAGUGUAGGUCAUGGAACCCCUUUGUGCAGCACAGUUUGAUCAUUUCUUUGCUAAAACUCCAGUUGUGGUAGUUACCAUGGAGCAGGAAAAUUAUGUAAAUUUGCUGGACCAUGGCUCUCCAGCACCUGAAACAGGCCUCUCAACUGUAAUUAUUAUGGACUUGGAACAUAAUGGACAAUAUUCUUUGUUGCUGUGUAAUAAAAUAAUAUAUGUAGUGAUAAUUACUGUUCUUC